Molecule: messenger RNA, 6200 nt
Organism: Prunus persica (peach)
Lineage: Eukaryota; Viridiplantae; Streptophyta; Magnoliopsida; Rosales; Rosaceae
Exons: 35
Coding region: 160-5694 (1844 amino acids)
Biological process (GO): tRNA methylation
Molecular function (GO): RNA binding; tRNA (guanine) methyltransferase activity
Source: RefSeq, a predicted model, not a curated record
AAUACCCGCACUUGUUCUAAUGUCUCUCCACCAACAAGGCUCAUAAAAAUUGAACCCAAAAAAAAAAAACAAGAAGUUCUGUGUAGAAAUUUCCCGGUUUAAUUAUUCUAAACCCUAGGGUUUAUCAGAACCACUUCAAUUGAACUCUUUCUGAAAGAAAUGUCUACAAGAGAAACAGGCUCUAUGGCCGCUCUUAUCGAUUCACUGUCCACUAGCUUCAAUCAAGUACCUCAAGCCGCUGUUCCAGCCGUCUUGGAUUGCAUUUUGUCUUCUUCUGGCUUAUCUCCCUCCUCACUUUUUGACUCACUUCUUGAUACUUUUCCCAAGCUCUCUGAGGAUCUUAAGAUACAUGAUGGGAUGUUGGAUUCCAAUCACUGUAACUAUCUGGCAUCAUUGGUUAGUGCACUUUGCCAUCUAUUAAAGAAAUUCGGUUCUAAUCAUGAUGCUUUGCAAUCAUUUAUUUGGAGAAGUUUUCUUCCAUUGAUGAAGAUAGCGCAUAUAUUUGACCGCAAAAUGCUUAACCAGGUUACAGAAUCAUUUAUAUGUGUUGUGAUCGAGACAAACACCUGGGUAGUUGUGGAGGCAACCCUGGUGCCUUAUUUUCUAAGAGUAGUUGCUAGUUCUAUGGGUAUGCUUCAAAAUGAGGUACCAGAUAUCUUUCAGUGGGUGGUGGGAUCUAUUGACCUUGUAACUCAUUUGGAGAUGAGCGAAAAACACAGCCCGUCGCAAUCUGGGUCACUUUCGCUGCAAAUUUCAUGCCACAUUCUAACCUUAAUCCUUGAUGCUGCCCUUCAUAGCAUGAAAACAGCCGCAUCCUCAGAAUCAAUGAUUCCAAAUGGGUGUUUUGAUGCUCAAAAUGUUGCUGGUAAAUUGACUUGGGGUCUUUGUAGCUUGACUGAACGAUUGCUUUUACAAAGUUUGGAACACCGGUCCUGUGCUACUGGCUUUCUCCUCCCAAUAAUUUUCAAAGCAUUUUCUUCUUAUUGCUCUUUUGAAAUCUCAAUACAUGGGCAGACCCUUAUACUUUCAAGGAACAGUUUCUUUAACAAAAUUUGGAAGUGCUGUGGGCUGCUGUUUUCUCUUGGAACUGUGGAGAGAAGAGAUGCUUAUAGUGUACUGUCCCUGUAUUUGUCUUUUUGCUCUUGUACAGAAGAAUGCGGAGAUGCUGACACAAGUGAUAAAGUGGAAGAAUUUGAUAUAAGAGCUCAAAAAGAAUUUUGGGACGAAAUUAAAAAAGGCUUGGUUGAUAAGGAGAGUUUAGUGAGGAAGCAGUCAUUGCAUAUGUUCAAGACAGCACUACGGAUAAAUGAAGCAGGUCAAUCGUCCCCUGUUUCAGAGGAGAUGAUAUUACCUGAAAUUCAUUCAAUGCCUCACGGCAUGACAAAGAGGGAACAGUGGGCUGAUAAGGAAGCAAAGUCACUAGGUGUGGGGAAAAUAUGCAGCCAAGUUGGGUCUUGUCUGAACAGCCAGAAGUGGGAGGCAUUUGUACUGCUAUAUGAAAUGCUUGAAGAGUUUGGCACUCACUUGGUUGAAGCAGUGUGGAAUUCCCAGGUAUCUCUGUUGCUUCAAUACUCCACCACACAUCGUAAUAUUACAACCUCUGUCACUGGAGCAGUUCAUCAAAGCCAUAUUGAAACCCCAGGCGAAAUCUUUAACUGGUUAGCUAUUUUGUGGGAACGGGGUUUUCGUCAUGACAAUCCUCAAGUUAGGUGCUUGAUCAUGCAGUCAUUUUUGGGCAUUGAUUGGAAGAAUUAUGGAACUCAUACAAAAUCAGUGCCUGUAUCUUUUGUUCUGGGUCCAUUGAUGGAAGGGAUAAAUGACCCUGUGCACCACAAAGAAUUUGGUGUAAAAGGAAUAUACUCCUCAAUGACAAUUGAAGGUGCAGCUAGGUUUCUACACCAAUAUACAAGUUGCUUGAAUGCGGGGAUGUGCGUUGCAUUUUUGAUCAAUUUAGCAUCUACUGCUAAGGUGCAAUCAUUUGGUAGAGCUGGAUUGGUGUGCCUUGCUGAAUGCAUUUCUUCAACUGCUUGUCAAGUUCGAGCAGAUGAUAAUGAAAGUGAAGCACAGUGGUCUGAAGAUGCAAUUCCUGGCAUGAUCCAAGUGGGAAAUUCCCCUCGCAAUGACAAAGUUGUUUUGCUUGAUGCUUUGAGAUUUGUUAUUGAGAGCAGCAAACAACAUUUCAAUCCUAAUUAUCGUCUUCGAGUUUGUGAAAAAGUCCUGGAUUCUGCUGCUUCAGUGGUGUGUGCAUGUGAUGUGCCUCUUGAUAUACUUAUGCACUUCAUUUCAACAUUUCCAUGGGAAUUCACUGGCUUUGGUGGUUCCUUAAGAGUGAAACUACAAGAAUGGCUUAUGGGGUGUGGGAAGAAGCAUUGUAGUGCCAACUGCUUCAGUACUGAAAUGAAGCUUCUUAAGAGUAUUCAUGACUUCCCCAAUAGGUUUACAAGUCGUCACAUGGUUGAUGAUUCAAUCACUUUUGAUGAUGAAGACUUGGAUGCAUGGGAAUUUGAAGCGAAACGGUGGGCAAGAGUGCUUUUUCUUGCAUGCAAGGAGGAAUAUCAAUUGAUACCUAUACUGAUGUUUAUUCAAAAUCAUGGUCAUGAGCUCUGCCAAGAAAACAAUAAGUUGGACCAAAUAACUGUGAAGUUUCUCAUCCUCACCUUGAGCUUGGUUCUGGAGCUCCAGAUGAUGCAAGAAAGAGUUGCUGAGUAUAGUUCUAAAGUUAGAGGCAAAUCAGAAUUUCAUGUGCUUGAAUCAAUCGAUCAGUUUGGUCAUGCAGAUGCUCUUAAUUUAUGUCAAAAGUUUACCAACGUUUUUAUUUUUAUAAUGGAAGAGUUGGUCUCUUUUGCAAACUUGUCUUGUUCCAUAUUCUCAUAUACUGAUACCACUAAGAUGGCAGAUGCGAUCCUUCCUGGUUCUGUGAGAGGAAAACUUGGAGGUCCUAGUCAACGCCGGUUAUCAUCUUCUACCACCACUCCGGUGUUGCAAGCAAUAAUGUCCAUCAAGGCUCUUGCAACUAUCUCAUCAUGGUGUGCACAAUUUAAAAGCCACGGAUCACUUGACCUUGCCUAUAAUUUUUUGUGGGAAUUCUAUUGGAAAACUGUUUCCUCUCCAGCCUGUAAUUCAGAGACUGGAGCUGAAAUAUGUCUUGCAGCAUAUGAAGCAUUAGCUCCUGCCCUCACAGCACUAGCGUCUGUUUUUUCUCCUCAAGCUUUGGGUCUGGUCAAGAAAUAUGACAGCUUGUUGUUAUCAUCAAUUGGAAAACCUCUGUUAGAUUCCUUGGUUCUUUCUUUUCUUCAGAACAUAAAUAAUCUCCUUGCAGUUGGAGUAUUUGUACGGACUCGACGUGCAGUUUUAAUGAACUGGAAGUGGAUGUGCCUAGAAUCCCUACUUUCAAUUCCUAGCUAUGCUUUUAAAAAUGGGCUUCAUCUGGAGGACAAUAGCUUUUUCUUCUCGGGUGCUGCUCUCAGAUGGAUUUUUACUGAUCUUCUUGAGAGCCUUGAGAAUGCUGGGGAAGGUUCUGUUUUACCAAUGCUCAGAUCAGUCCGAUUAGUUUUGGGCCUAUUUGCCGAGGGAAAGUCUGGUUUACUUGUCUCCUUAUGUGAUGGGGUGGAUGCCCAGAUGAUGUGGCAGUUGGUUCAGUCUUCUUGGAUAUUGCACGUCAGUUGCAACAAGCGGAAGGUUGCACCUAUUGCAGCCCUUUUGUCUUCUGUUCUGCAUUCCUCCCUAUUUAGUGAUGAGAGCAUGCAUAUAACUGACGGUGCACCUGGGCCUCUGAAGUGGUUUGUUGAGAAAAUUCUUGAGGAAGGCACAAAAAGUCCCCGUACAAUUCGUCUUUCUGCAUUACACUUAACAGGGCUGUGUCUAUCAUAUCCUAGGAUUAUAAAGUACUAUGUGAAGGAGCUGAAGCUGCUGUCACUACAUGGUUCUGUUGCAUUUGAUGAGGACUUUGAAGGUGAAUUAGCUGACAAUCAUGACACAAGGACUGAAGUUUCUUUAUUGGCAAAAGGCCCUGAUACUGAGCUGACCAAAGAAUUUAUCAACACAGAAUUGUAUGCACGUGCCUCUGUUGCUGUUCUGUUUUCCAAGCUAGCAGACUUGUCCGAUUUGGUGGGAUCACCAAAUGAAAAUGAAGAUUGCCAUGCAGCUUUGGAAUCUGGAAAAAUAUUUUUGCUUGAGCUUCUAGAUUCUGCGGUAAACGACAAGGAUCUUGCAAAGGAGCUGUAUAAGAAGUACAGUGCAAUCCACAGGCGUAAGGUACGUGCGUGGCAAAUGAUAUGUAUUUUGUCACGUUUCGUCUGUCAAGAUAUAGUUUCGGAAGUUGCACACUGUUUGCACUUAUCCCUCUAUAGGAACAACUUACCUGCAGUUCGUCAAUACUUGGAAACAUUCGCAAUUAAUAUGUACUUGAAGUUCCCACCAUUGGUUGGGGAGCAACUAGUUCCUGUGUUAAGAAAUUAUGAGAUGCGGCCUCAGGCGCUCUCUUCUUAUGUAUUUAUAGCAGCCAAUGUCAUACUCCAUGCAUCUCAAGCUGUUCAAUUCAAGCAUUUGAAUGAAUUACUUCCUCCCAUAGUUCCACUUUUAACCUCACAUCACCACAGCUUGCGUGGUUUUGCCCAGUUACUGGUUUACCAAGUUCUUUGCAAAUUUUUUCCUCCAUUAGACUCUAAAGCCUCUGAAACUAUGACUUUAGAGAAGAGGUGCUUUGAAGAUUUGAAAUCCUACCUGGAAAAGAACUCUGAUUGUAUGCGCUUACGAGCAUCAAUGGGAGGAUAUCUUGAUGCCUACAGUCCGAAUAGCUCUGCCACUCCUGCGGGGAUUUUUGUUAACCGGGUUGAGGAACUCGAGUUUGAAUGUGUACCAAUGUCCUUUAUGGAGCAAGUGCUCAACUUUUUAAAUGAUGCUAGAGAAGAACUUCGGAGUUCAAUGGCAAAAGAUGCCGUGACUAUUAAGAAUGAAAGCCUAAGAUCUGAUGAAGAUGAAAACUGUACAAAAAUACUGUCUAAUGCCAAUGAAGGAAAAUUGCAUACCCAGCUGCCUAAAGAUAUUUCACUGGAUUUUCAAAAAAAGAUUACCCUCUCUAAACAUGAGAAGCAAGACAAGGCUGUUAAUUCCUUCUUGGGCGACCAGGAAACUUACAAACAACUCGUGGAAAUCGAGAAGGACGAUAAGCUUCUUGCUCAGGUGCUGCAGUCUAGAAGUCUGGCAGCGGAGGGAGAGAGAGCAAGCAGACAGCAUCUUAUCCUUGUAGCAUCUCUGCUUGAUCGCAUACCUAACCUUGCUGGCCUGGCACGAACUUGUGAGGUAUUCAAGGCAUCAAGUUUGGUCGUUGCAGAUUCUAACAUAGUACAUGACAAACAGUUCCAACUCAUCAGUGUGACCGCAGAAAAGUGGGUUCCUAUGAUCGAAGUCCCAGUGGAUAGUUUGAAGGUUUUCCUUGAGAGAAAGAAACGAGAAGGCUUCUCAAUUUUGGGACUAGAGCAAACUGCAAAUAGCAUACCUCUGGACCAGCAUAUCUUUCCUAAAAAGACGGUACUGGUCCUUGGGCGUGAAAAGGAAGGUAUACCGGUGGAUAUCAUACAUGUUCUGGAUGCUUGCCUUGAGAUUCCACAGUUGGGAGUUGUUAGAUCUCUUAACGUUCAUGUCAGCGGCGCCAUUGCUCUGUGGGAGUAUACUAGACAGCAGAGAUCCCAAUAGGUUUUUGUUUCUAAAAGCCAUACGUGUUCUGUUUGGUUAUACACAAGGAAAACCUGUUCAACCCAAGACGUGAGCAGCUUUUAACAGUCAAUUUUGCAACACAGAAUUCAGAGGCAGUUGUCUCAUUGUCAACAAAAAAAUGUUGUUCAUGGGAAGAAAAAAGGAAUUCAAAGACCGGAUGUAAAGGGGGGACAAAUUAGCAUGGAAAAUGGUCAAGACCUGCUUAUAUUUUGAGUGGUUAAGAAUGGGAGGAAUGUGGUGUGUUAAAACGCAUGAAUCUGUAGCUCUUCGGCUGCUCACUCAUUGUACCAAAUUUUUCUGCCAUGGAGGAUUCCAUGAGGUUCUUUACACCCAUAAGUAAACCCUGAAAAAUCAUUACUUAGUUUAUUGUGAAUUCUUAUAUCCUCUAAAUUGUUGUAUGAUAUUCGGAACUUGGGAUUCCGUCACAGCUUCUCGUCCUAAUUUUACUUUGUCAUAAUGAAAAAAAAGGAUAAUAUUCUUGUUAA